Molecule: messenger RNA, 1881 nt
Organism: Vicia villosa (hairy vetch)
Lineage: Eukaryota; Viridiplantae; Streptophyta; Magnoliopsida; Fabales; Fabaceae
Exons: 5
Coding region: 1-1881 (626 amino acids)
Molecular function (GO): protein dimerization activity
Source: RefSeq, a predicted model, not a curated record
AUGAAUUUAUCUAACUCUCCUUGGUUGCAUAAUUUGAUUUAUACUGCUUCGGAGGUGGGAAAAUCCAAAUGCCCAACUCCUUAUGAAAUCUCAAAUGUUUAUUUGGAAGCUAAAUAUAAGGAAAUGUUGGAGUGGAUAAAUGGUAUGAAAAAAAUUUGGCAAGAAAGAGGAGCAACAAUAAUGUGUGAUGGUUGGACAGACAAUAUCAACCAUACUCAUAUUAUGAAUCUCUUGGUAUAUUGUCAUAAGGGUACUGUUUUUUGGAAAUCUGUCGAUGCUUCUGAUGUUGAUAGUAGAAACACUGACUACUACUUUCAAUUUUUGGACAAAGUUGUGGAAGAAGUGGGUGAAGACUGUGUAGUUCAAGUGGUAACAGACAAUGAAGCCGCAUUAAAAGCAGCUGGUCAAAAGCUAAUGGAGAAGAGGCCACAUUUAUAUUGGUCUUCUUGUGUAGCUCAUUGUUUAGAUCUUUUCUUAGAGGAUAUAGAAAAAAAGAAAAACAUACACAAUUUAUUAAGUGAAGCAAAAAUGGUGUCAACAUUCAUCUAUAACCACACGUAUAUUGUGAGUCUCAUGAAAAAAUAUACUGGUGGUAGAGAUAUUGUUUGUCCUGGUGUUACCCGAUUUGCAACACAAUUUCUACAACUUCAAGCAAUUGUAAGACAAAAGCAAGGUCUUGAAAACAUGUUCAGUUCUGAAGAAUUUAGAAAAACAAAGUAUGGUAAAGAAAAGAAAGGACCGGGAUAUGAAGCAAGAAAAAUCGUUAUGAGUAGGGACUUUUGGAUUAAGACUAAUGACAUAUUGAAAGUAUUUGAGCCAAUUGUAAAAGUUUUGAGACUAGUUGAUGGUGAUGAGAAAACAACAACGGGAUUCAUAUAUGAAGCCAUUGAUCGAGCAAAACAAGUCAUUCAACAAAAUUCUUGUUAUUAUUCCAAAUAUAAUGAUAUCAUUGACAAGCAUUGGAAAUUCAUGCACUCUGACCUUCAUUUUGCUGGUUAUUUUCUUAAUCCACGAUUUCAAUAUGGAAUCGAACAUGGAAUAGUUGUGUAUAAAGAAAUAUUUAAUGGAACAAAAAAUGUAAUCACGAAGCUAGAAAGAAACAUAGAUAAUCAAAUCAAAGCUUUAAACCAACUAACACUUUUUAGAGAAAAGAGUGAGACAUUUGGUACGCCUAUAGCUCAAAAAUCUUGGUCUAAGAUGGAUGCAGCUCAAUGGUGGGAAUACCAUGGUUCAUGCGCUCCUGAACUUCAACGUUUGGCUAUGAAAGUUGUCAGUCAAACAACCUUUGCGACAAACUGUGAGAGGAAUUGGAGUAUAUUUAGCUAUAUCCACACAAAGACAAGAAAUAGAUUGAAGUACAAAAAAUUGCAUAAGCUUGUCUUCACACAUUACAACAUGAAAUUGAGAAUGAGAGAUAAAUUAAGAAAGAGUCAAGAAGAAAUAGAAGCAAAUUUUGAUCCGAUAAAUCUUGAUUAUAUAUUUCAAGAAGAUCCAUUAUCUCAUUGGAUAGAAGAGAGGGAAAAUCCAUUAUUGGAUGGAGUUCAAAAUGCAGAAUGGUUGCCGAUAGUUGAUACAGAUGAUGAAAAUGUUGAUGAUAAUAGUGAAUCUAAUGAAAGUGGUGGUGGUAUAAGUCCACCAAGCGGUAAUAAGGGUGAUGGAGGUGGUAAUGAAGUGGCUAAUGAAGGUUAUAAGCGUUAUAGGAACUUGAAUGAUAUGGUUCGAGCUGAUAACUCACUACUUGAGACAAGAGGAAAUGUGUCACAAUCUGGAAGAAAGGGGAAAAGAAAACAAAAUGUUCCACUUGAAGAUUCUUCCUCUUCUAGUAUUGCUAAUAGUUUUAGUGAUUUUGGGAUCGGCGAUUCUUCACAAGAUAAUCAAUAA